Messenger RNA from Funneliformis mosseae, 126 nucleotides. The record is from the annotation of a GenBank genome assembly. NCBI's taxonomy places the organism in Eukaryota, Fungi, Glomeromycota, Glomeromycetes, Glomerales, Glomeraceae.
AUGACAAGUUCGCUUACAGAUAUAUCCAGUCAUGAAUAUGUAGCAAAGCAACGAGCUCCAAAUGAGAAAAUUUAUAAUAAAAAAAUGGCAGACUUUAAAGACUGGUAUAAUGAAGAAGUGUAUUAG